AAGAGAGAGAGAGAGAGGGUGACAUCAAGAAAGAGGGGAAAAAAAGAAAAAGCAGUUACGUUUCAGCCAAUGACAGAGGACAUGUUUCCACUGUGCUGCGAGUAGAUAUCUCAUGUUGACCCUGACGAUGUGGUCUGCUGUGGAGAUAUACCCAUAAAUAUUGAUCUGACUGAGGAGUGAGAGGCUACAAACGGACCAGAGUGGCUGUUUUGGGAGGAAAUGCUUUGAUUGCAUUUUUAGAGAUGGCGUGAUUGAACGUGCUUGUUGGAUAAUGUGAUGCUUUUGGAUUAUUAUUGUUAUAUGGAUCAAGAGCGGAUGCUGUUUGAGGAGGCUGAGAUGUCUGCUUUUCCAACGGAGCUGGGAACUCACAAAGUUCAUCGUAAGGACAAUAAAUUCCAGCUGAAACACUCAAAAUCUCUAGCCAGUAUGAACAGCUGCUCCUACUUUUGCUCCAGCGUAAUGAUGGCGGAAGCAGGUUCAGGGGCCUCCCUGAGCCCAAAAUUGAGCUCCCGGCCCCUUACCAGUGGAGACUGGCGGCUGGUGGACAAGGCCCUUAAAAGACUGGAUAAGCUCCACCAGCUGUGCACCAACCCCCGGCUGGGCCUGAGGAACAGCCCGCCAUACCUUCCAGAGCUGGUAUCUGAGACAACAACAAUGCUAGCGCACGUUUGGGAGCCCUACAGGAGCCCCAGGGUCGCAGGCGGCCAGAUGCCACGAGGAGAUGAGGCCAAGUACCUGAGGGUCCAUGUCAGAAACCUGCUGGAUAAGACGGACAGGGCUGUGCUGCUGUUCAAGGAGGGACGGGAGAAGAUAUUUGAGGAGACAUCCAGCUACAGGAGGAACUUGACCAAACUGUCCUUGCUGUUCAGUCAUAUGCUGUGGGAGCUGAAGGCCAUGUUUCCAGGGGGUGGUUUCCAGGGUGACACCUACAGGGUGACUAAGACAGAGGCUGAGGAGUUUUGGAUGCAUUCAUUUGGAAACAGGUGCAUAGUGCAGUGGAAUAGUUUUAAAGAGAAGCUGCGGAGCGUGCAUGCCUUUGAGGAAGGGAUGGAGUCCAUGGCUCUGAAGUCAACUAUAGAUCUCACCUGUAAUGAUCACAUCUCUGUGUUUGAGUUUGACAUCUUCACUAGACUGUUUCAGCCCUGGAGGUCACUCAUAAGGAACUGGAACCAGCUGGCUGUGACUCAUCCAGGCUACAUGGCCUUCCUCACCUAUGACCAGGUUAUAGCUCGUCUGGAGCACUACCUGCACAGACCUGGCAGCUACAUCUUUCGUCUGAGCUGCACCAGAAUGGGCCAGUGGGCUAUUGGCCAUGUGACCAAUGAAGGCAGCAUCGUCCAGACCAUCCCCCAGAAUACACCUCUCUACCAGGCGCUCAUUCAGGGCUUCAAGGAAGGCUGCUACCUGUAUCCAGAUGGCCGCGAUGUGAACCCUGACCUGAUGAGCUUGUGUGAACCGGCCCAUAGGGGCAAAGUCAAAGUUACAGAAGAGCAGUACGAGCUUUACUGUGACAUCGGCAGCACCUUCCAGCUGUGUAAGAUCUGUGCAGAGCGGGAUAAGGACACUCGUAUCCAGCCCUGUGGCCACCUCCUGUGCCAGCCCUGCCUCACAGGCUGGCAGCAGAAGUCAGCUGGCCACACCUGCCCAUACUGUCGCUGUGACAUCAGAGGGACGGAGUCCAUCCUCGUCGAGCCCUACCUGCCAGGCAGCGGUCAGUGGGAGGAGGAGAGUGAGGACGACACAGAGGAGGCGGACCAUGAGGACAUUGAACUGAUGGUAAAGGAAAUGGCUGCACUGAGAAAGUUAUCGACUUUGGAUUACCAGGUUCCCACCUCCCGCUCACUCAGUGUUCCACCUCUGCCCCCGAAGCACAGCACAAUCCCGCACUGUUCACCGCCCUCCAGCCAAUCGCAGACAUCCGAACCCAAGACACUGGACACACACUUCCAUUCCCGUUCACAGGCCCACAGUGGCAACGACGCACAUAGAAGACACAAAAAACAAACAAAUGUGAAAAGCAGCACUGAAUUCCGCACAGAAGCAAAACGUUCAUCUUCCUCAUCGAAGGAUGUCGCCAGUGGAGUAGCAUGGCUCUGACCCUCCAGGCAAGUCAAAAAGAGACGCAAACAUAAAAAGAGGGAGGAGCUGAGAAAACUCACAGAGGACAAAUGUGACCUGGGGGAGAUGUCGACCUGACAGAGAAGCAACCUCUGCAAAAUAAAGACUCUUUUAAUAAAGUGAGAAAUACGUGGCAAAUAAAACAUCUUCAUUUUCAGAAAUAAGCCUGCAUCGAAUGUAAAAAUAAUUUUUGGUGUCAUGAUUAACUGUAAGUGAUUGUGUGUCAGCUGCACCGCCGAAGUUGUGAUAAGUGGGUGGGAUUGACAAGAAAAUUGCUUACUGAGGCCUCCUACUGUUCAAUAAUCACAGUGCCAUUAUCUCCACAGUGGGUUCAGCACUGAUUCUUAAUAAUUUAAGUGAUAAGUGAGGCUCCAUGAGAUUCAUUAAUGAAAGGCUUGGUGUACAAUUGAAGGGGGAUAUUACUCAUCUAAUACAUGAAACAAUAGAAAUAUGCUACCUCGUCAUGUAACCCCUGACAUUUUUCUUAUAAAUAAGUUAUGUGAGUAAAUAAAGGCCUCUGUAUAACUCAAUUUUAUUAAAAUCAAACCUGUAACUGA
Molecule: messenger RNA, 2675 nt
Organism: Plectropomus leopardus (leopard coralgrouper)
Lineage: Eukaryota; Metazoa; Chordata; Actinopteri; Perciformes; Serranidae
Gene: cblc
Product: Cbl proto-oncogene C
Biological process (GO): negative regulation of epidermal growth factor-activated receptor activity; cell surface receptor signaling pathway
Cellular component (GO): membrane raft; plasma membrane
Molecular function (GO): receptor tyrosine kinase binding; calcium ion binding; phosphotyrosine residue binding
Source: RefSeq, a predicted model, not a curated record